AUGGUACUAGCAGCAACCAACCAUCCAUGGAACAUUGAUGAGGCAUUUCGCCGAAGAUUUGAGAAAAGGAUAUAUAUUCCUCUUCCAAACGAUGAAACAAGAUCUGCCUUGGUGAAACUAUGCCUAGAAGGAGUAAAUAUUGAUCCUCCUCUAGAUACUAACAAAGUUGCUGACAGCCUUAAGGGCUACACAGGAUCAGACAUAAGUAAUGUAUGUAGGGAUGCUGCCCUUAUGGCAAUGAGGCAUAAAAUAUGUGGCAGGAGUCCAGAAGAAAUUAAGAAAAUCAAGAAAGAAGAUGUUGAUCUACCAGUAACUAUGCAGGAUUUUGAUGAAGCAUUAACAAGAUGUAAAAAAAGUGUAUCAGCAGGAGACAUUGCAAAAUAUGAAGUUUGGAUGGAAGAAUUUGGAUCUUGCUAG
This is a messenger RNA of Schistocerca serialis cubense, 417 nucleotides long. RefSeq names its product katanin p60 ATPase-containing subunit A-like 1. Lineage: Eukaryota; Metazoa; Arthropoda; Insecta; Orthoptera; Acrididae. Gene Ontology annotation, biological process: microtubule severing. The coding region runs from base 1 to 417 and encodes 138 amino acids. The record is from RefSeq and is a predicted model, not a curated record. Gene Ontology annotation, cellular component: microtubule cytoskeleton. Gene Ontology annotation, molecular function: ATP hydrolysis activity. The transcript is spliced from 3 exons.